ACACAUAAACUGUUCUUUUACCUUCUGUAUUUCUGUAAAGAAUGUUCAGCACCUCUUGGUUUGGAGAGUCCACGCAUUAAAGAUGCUCAAGUCACUGCAUCUUCACAAUGGGAUAGAAAUCAUGCAGCAAUCCAGGGAAGAUUAAACUUUAAGGCUGGUGGAGGUAAACAAGGAGGAUGGUCAGCUCGAUGGAAUAAUGGAAAUCAAUGGAUACAGGUGGCUCUUGGCAGUUACACCAAAUUAACAAGUAUAGCAACACAGGGAAGGAAUGCUCACAGCUAGUGGGUAACAGCAUACAAGCUGCAGUACAGUGAAGAUGGAGUGACCUUCUACUACUACAGAGUACCAGAACAGAGUUCACCUAAGGUAAAUGUAGAAGCAGUUACUUGGUUUAAAACUGUUAGUUUUUUUUUACUUGCACUUGCAACAUGAUACAAUAAUUUUAAAUGUAAUUUGAAACUUCCUUUUAAAAUAGCAUGACUGUGGUAACUGGUUAUUAAUUUUACUUGCAUGUAUUUGUAGAUAUUCAAAGGAAAUAAAGACACUGGGAAAGCAUUGUUUAUCACCAGUUAAACCCACCCAUCAAAGCUCGCUACAUCAAACUUCAAACAACAGCAUGGUAUGGUCAUAUAUCACUAAGGAUGGAGCUGUAUGGUUGCUCAGCAGGUAUGAUUGUUGUCUUACAUGAAAUUAUUUGGCACUGAAAAUAGCAAGGGUGAAACACAUGUUUUGACUAUUAAAGCAGUAUAAUGCUGAAAUAUGGAUAUGGCAAGAAACUCUAGAUUGUUAGAUGCUACAUUAUGACAUACAUAGAAAAUUUCUUCUUCAACCAAAUUUUGUCUAAUUCAUAAAUUUUCAAUAGAACUGUAUGUACCUACCCACAAACAUACCUCAGUACAUAAACACAUACACGUAAACUGUUCUUUUACCUUCUGUAUUUCUGUAAAGAAUGUUCGGCACCUCUUGGUUUGAAGAGUCCACGCAUUAAAGACGCUCAAGUCACUGCAUCUUCACAAUGGGAUGGAAAUCAUGCAGCAAUCCAGGGAAGAUUGAACUUUAAGGCUGGUAGAGGUAAACAGGGAGGAUGGUCAGCUCGGUGGGAUAAUGAAAAUCAGUGGAUACAGGUGACUCUUGGCAGUUAAUUUAGUGUUAACAACUGGGUUGAAAACGUAAAUUAGCCUCCGUAAAGGGUAAAAAAGCUGACGUUUCGAGCGUUAGCCCUUCGUCAGAGCGAUGGAGUUACACCAAAUUAACAAGUAUAGCAACACAAGGAAUGUUCACAGCCAGUGGGUAACAGCGUACAAGCUGCAGUACAGUGAAGAUGGAGUGAACUUCUACUACUACAAAGUACCGGGACAGAGUUCACCUAAGGUAAAUGUAGAAGCAGUUACUUGGUUUAAAACUGUUAAAAACAUAUCCAUAUGUCUGCACAGUAUAGAGGUAACAGUUAUAAUAUGUUGCAAGUAGUCAUUAAUUAACUCAUCUGCAAAUACCAAGAGGCUAAGCCCCUGAUCAUACAUUCUAGUGUGGAAAAAGUUAAUUAUGCUACAUAUCUAGGCUGGCAUUCAAAAUUGGAGUUGGUUUUUACUUUCUCUUGCAAAUUUACAGCAAUUGCAAUCAACACGUUAUAAUUUUAAAUGUAAGUUGAAACUAACUUUUACAAUGGCAUAACUGUGGUAACUGAUUAUUAAUUUUACAUGCAUGUAUUUGUAGGUAUUCAAAGGAAAUAAAGACAGCAACAGCAUUGUUUAUCACCAGUUAAACCCACCCAUCAAAGCUCGCUACAUCAAACUUCAACCAACAGCAUGGCACGGUCAUAUAUCACUAAGGAUGGGGCUGUUUGGUUGCUCAGCAGGUACGAUUGUUGUCUUGCAUGAACUUAUUUGGCACUGAAAAUUGGAAGGGUGAAACUUACAUGUUUUUACUACCAGUGUAAUGCUGAAAUAUGGAUUCUGGAGGAAACGGUAAAUUAUAAAAUGUUAUAACUUUUUUUCGGUUACUUAAUGUUGCUGUUUAGCUUUAGUGGAGAUUCCAGAAUGUCUUCCUUUUGUGGCGUGUCAGUUAGUCUUGAGCUGGCUGAGCAGCAUGUUGUAGGAAAUUUAUUACGGGAUGAGAAAAGCCUUUAGUCUUCUCACCCGCUGGUUCUUUUCCCUCAAAUUCAAGGACUUUAAUGUUGUCAAAAAUUUUGGCCAGGAGGUGGAGUUUUGAGGCAGUCAUUACUCUGACAUAUACCUUGUGGAGAAUUUGGUCAGCAAGAAUGCCCUUGCAAACACGCCCACUCUGUCGGUCAAAGAAAAGCUGGCUUUGCCCCCAAAGGGGGAGGAUCUCAAUAAAGGCAUUGAUCUGUCUUACAGCAAAGUACCGGGCUCAGAUGGCAUUCCUGUGGAGGUUUUGCCGUAUGCGAAAUCAGCACUCUCUUGUCACCCGCUCUUACGCCGAUGCUGGGAGUGGGUAUGGGAUUAGAUGGGCUGGGCUGGGCUGGGCUGGGCUGGGCUGGGCUGGGCUGGGCUGGGUUGCUUAACCUUGCACGCACAAGAACCAAAAACAAAGUGUAGUGAGUCGUGGGCCGGGUUGUUCAAAGCUGGGUUAAGAUAACCCAGGGUUAGUUAGAAAUCUGAUUUUAAAUCUGAAAGCUUUAAAAGAAAAUUCAUUAUAAUUUUAUUUGUGUACAAAUUUAGGAUAGGAUGCUCUAAAAAGAACAGAGAAAAUUGUACAAAGGGGUAUUUGAACAAAGUAAUUGAGAUACCUAGAUUAAAAUUUAACCCUGGCUGGGUUCGUGCUAAUCGGCCUUGGAACAGCUGGGCUCUAAUCUAUGAGAUUCUAUUGUCUGGUGGUGCCGCUUCGAUGUCCCACAUUUAGGUGGGCCUUUAGUUUCCAUCAUUUCCAUUACUCCCGCGUUUUGACUUUUUCUACGAAUAAAAUUCGCCUUAAGCUACCUUGAACUUAGCCCAAUCGCGUGUUAAUUCCUUUUAUCAACAAAGGGCAAAAUUACUGAGCGCUGAUUGGUUGAGAGAGAGGGCAUUUUUUCUUAAUCGAGGGCAUUUUUAGUAAUCAAGAGAGGGCAUGAUUACCUGUUAAUGAUUGGCUAAUCCGUUGCAUAGCAACGGUUCGCUAUCUUGAAAUUUGUUAAAAAUAGAAUGCGCGCGUGAUUUUCCUUCGUAUAAAUUUUGCCCUUUAUUGAUAAACAAGUAAUUGGAAAAUUUUGAAAACUCUCGUGCAAUUAAUCCUUAAUAGUACUUGGCCUCAUGUGAUUACCUAUACUUAAAACAACCUGCAUUUUAUUACGUAUUUUUUCACACAGAGGGCAAAGUCUAGAUGGGCAACAACCAAUCAAGGAGCCCUCUUUGAAAUAUUAUUGUUUUCUCUUGUUCAGUGUAUUUUCACUUGUUCGAGAUCGCAAUAUAUCUUUGCCCAUGGUCUAAUAAAGGAACAACAGAGUUUCAAUUUGCUUUUCGUUGAAAAAUUACGCGGAAUUUUGUUUUUAAGGCAACUUACUAUGGAUGAAUGAUUUUGAUUUUCUCUCUGUUAGAGGAACGCUGGUAAGCGUAGUCUCUUUCGCAACCGUUAUUUGGUCUCGUCACGCAACGCACUCCCUCUCCAACGGGAAAUGGAGGGCGUUGUGUGACGACCAAACAACGGCGGCGAAGUAGACAAUAGUAAGCAUGGCGACGAUUUCAUUUUUACUUAAAAAUAUUUAGAUAAUAGACCACAAAAUAUAUGUGAGAGUUCAUUUAAAUUAGGUUUUCCUAUCUUUCUCUUAAGGCGAAGUAAUGCGUUAUUUUCGUUCUUUUGAAAGUUUUCUUGCUCUUUUCAGUAACAAACUGUCUCGUCUCAACCCACACAGCAAACAAAUGAACUCUUGCAUGCUACGCAUGCCCAUGUUCUAAUGUGUGUCAACUUACUUGUUUCGAAUCAGUCAUUUCAGUUUUUUUUUUUUUGGUUUAUGCAUAUUUGCAGUCGAAACUUUAUAUACCAUCCGAUUCUAAAAUUUUGUAUGUCUAUAAUAUUAUACUUGUAUAUUUUAUAUUUUCACUGAAAGCUUCUGGAGUAAAUGUCCUCUGCGGCGAUAAAACCAUGACUAUUUUCAUCCCAAAGACCCUCCUCCGUGGUCUUGAUUUAAAGAAUCUUCGACUCCUGGACACCAAAUGUAAAGGCAAAGAAGGACGGACACACCUUAGCGUUACAACAUCAUUGACGGGCUGUAAAACUACCAGCAGGUAUACACCUACAGCUAUCAUCUACUCCAACACAUUGAUAAUACCCGUGGCCACUAAAAGUGCCGUGACACGCUUACAUGAUAUAAAAGUGCAGUUCAGCUGCUAUUACUCAAUGCAUGGUACAGUUUCAUCGCUUGGUUGGACGCCAAUUAAAACGACACUUGAACUCCGUGAAAAGGCCAAAGGGAACUUGACACUGUCGUUGAGAAUGUUUCAUAACAAGACAUUUGUGAAUCCUUACACGAAAGAUGAUUUCUCUGUUGCUGUGGGGCUGCACAGACGAUUGUUCUUAGAGGUAUCCGUGGCAACAGAUGAGAAAAAGCUGUCAAUCAGAGCUGAUCGAUGUUAUGCCACGCCCACCCAGGAUCAAAAGAAUUCUCUGAAAUAUGAAUUUAUAAAGAAAGGGUAUGUCUAGUAGUAACUGUCUUGGACACUUGAUUUCUACUCCUUUUGCAAAAUCACACCUGGUUUAUUUUGCGGUCACUUGAGACGUUUUCCUAGGCAACUAGUGGUUGGUGAUAUGUAAGUAAAAUUGGAUACACUCCGCUCUCUUGAAUUCCCUGAUCAUCAACAACAUAAGUUUUAAAAAAAACUUUUGUUAAGGAUAUUCGUAGGUAUAAUUUCACCUUGAUCAAGGAAAUUUGCUUCACUUUAGCUGCCCAAGUGAUGUAACAGUGAAAUAUCAUUCAUCGCCUUCUUCUCGUGCUCAGCGGUUCAGCGUGGAAGCCUUUAAGUUCAUUAGUGCUCGUCCCUUUGUUUUCGUCCACUGCCAAGUGCCUGUAUGCAAUGCAACCAACUCCGGCUCCAAAUGCUCGAUGAAAUGUCCUUCAAGUGGCCGAGGGAAACGUGAGCUGAGUGAUGACGUGACUUACGACGUGUACUCUUUAGUCCAGGGACCCCUGCACCUGACGCAAGAGAAAAGAAAGGAGAACCGCGGGAGAAUUCUGGGUGAGACUGGUACGUAG
This is a messenger RNA of Pocillopora meandrina, 5182 nucleotides long. NCBI's taxonomy places the organism in Eukaryota, Metazoa, Cnidaria, Anthozoa, Scleractinia, Pocilloporidae. The record is from the annotation of a GenBank genome assembly.